AACACUCGACCCCUUCCUCUCCCUCUCACCUGAACUUCAUUCGCAGUCUCCAUAUCCCUACUCCCUGUCUUCUCUCACUACUCAUUCUACACACCACUCAAUCUACAAUGCUCCGUGGCGUUCGUCAUUUGUUUGAUCCCACCAUCACCCCUGGUAGCUGGGAAGGCCAGUCUAUCAGACUUGAAGUCAUCAGCGGCAAAAAUCUCAAAGUUGCUUCCGAGCGCAUUCCCGCAUGCAUUUACAUAUUCCUCAAUGUCGACCCCAGGAGACGCUGGAAAUCGAACAUCGGAGUACUAGCAUCAGAUGGAUCUGUAGCGUGGGGCGAAAUCGUGACCAUAUCAUUAGAUGCGUCGCCUACGUUAUCAUUCGAGAUCAGGGCUUCCUUCGAGCUUGACCACAUGCUGGGCAAUGGAGAAGUUGUUGGAAAGCUUGAAACAUCGUGGGAUACGCUGCUUGAUCACGGAAAUGAACCUUUCGACAUCUCGUUCCCGUCCGUUCGUGGUGUUCAUCCUUCCCUCACACUAAAGGCCACUGUCCUACACGAUUGCGACGAUCAGGACAGCGCACUGCGUGACUCCAUCGUUGAAUGUCAGAUUGCUCAAGACACGGAUGUUGGCCAUGAACGAUUUGCCACAUACGUGACAAGCAAGACGGUCUCUCACUUGAACGAUGCUGUGAAGCAUUUUCAAUUUGUCCUGGACCAAUGUCCAGUCGGUCAUCCUCACCGGGCAGCGGCUCUCACCAACCUCGCGUGGACUCACCUUCAAGGCUACAUUCGAAAGAAUUUUCAAGACAUCGACUCUAUCACUUCUCUCUUCCGCGAGGCCCUUGCAUUGCGUCCGCUGGGCCACCCCGAUCAUCCUUUAUCCAUCUAUCACCUCCUUAAAGCGCUGAUCUGGCGCUACAGCAAGGAGUGCACCGCCGCCUAUAUCCACGAAUCCGCAGAACUGUCCUGCAAGCUAUUGCCGCUUUGUCCAGAGGGCACCUACCUUUGUAGCAUCGCGGCAGGGGCAAAUGGCGUCGAUUAUGUGAUCCGCGAAUGCAACAAUCUUCCAAUGGACGCAUCUGAUGAAGGCAUCCACCUUCGACGAGUUGUGCUCGAGCUCUGUCCUCUGGGCAACGCGCACCGUCCCAAAGCACUCGAGAAUAUUGCAUGGGCUCUCAGAUCACGCUUUCAACAACGCGGCAGCAUUGAUGAUCUAGACGAGUGCAUACAAUGUCGUCGUGAAGCUGUUUCUCUGGGUCCCGAGGGACAUUCUGAACGUGACACCUACCUGAAUAACCUGGCUUUGUCACUUGAUUACCGCUUUGAUCACCAAGGCAACUUAGAUGACCUCAAUGAGGCCAUCUCUUUGUAUGAAGAAGUGCUGGGCCUGCGCCCUGUUGGGCACAAAUAUUGUGAUUCCUCAUUGGACAACCUAGGAGCUGCCCUCCGCACCCGUUUCAACCAACGCGGUGAUGUUAAUGACAUCAUCAGAUCCAUCAGCCUCCGGCGUGAGGCACUGACGUUGCGCCCGCCUGGAAAUCCAUAUCGUGAUAGCACACUCAACAACCUUGCCCUCGCGCUCAAAAUCAGAUAUAUCAAAUUGGAUGCCAGCGAGGAUCUCGACGAGGCCAUCAACCUCCACUGGGAUUCACUUCAGUUAAGGCCGCAUGGCCAUCCAUAUCGCUAUAAAACUCUCUACAGCUUGAGCUCGGCGCUCUGUUUUCGUUUCACGGAAACUUGGAAGAAUGAAGAUAUCGAGGAGGCCAUUCGACUCUCCCAAGAGUCAUUGGAGGCUUUGCCUUCGCUGCACCCGGAUAGAUAUUUCAGUUAUAUGUGUUUGCAGCAAGCCUAUUUGUCUCGUUACCAAGUACAACGCAAGUCUGCUGACUUGUCACUCGCUGUAGAGAACUUUAGGCUGGCAUCACGACACCCCACUCAAGGAUUCCCAGAACGUAUCAAUGAGGCGAUCAAUUGGACUUUUGCGGCGGAGAGUCACAGUCAUGCCUCCACACUAGAAGCCUACAAAACCUGUUUCGAGCUUCUUGAUAGACAUUUGGCAACCCGGUCUUCAAUUGUUGCACGGCAUGAAGCUACUUCUACUUUUCGUCGUGCCAGAACAUUAUCAGUGGAUGCGGCAUCAUGUGCCACGCGCCUUGACAAUCUACGAGACGCAAUUGAACUUGUUGAGCAGGGCCGCGGCCAGCAAUGGUCCCUGGCCUCUCGUCUGAGAAGUCCCAUUGAGGACCUCGAGUCGAAAAAUGCCAACCUUGCUCACGAGUUCUUGGAGCUCAGCAGGCGUCUUUCUGGCGCUCAAGCUUCCGCUGGCAGCGUUGACCGAGCUGCUGCUGAUCGAGCAGUGAUACUGUACAGGAGACUUCAGGAGCAGUGGGGAGCAGUGGUAGCUGAGAUCCGUAAUCUUGAAAGCUUCUCACGGUUCCUGCUCCCGCCGUCGUAUGAAGACUUGCAAGUGGCAGCACAUCAUGGCCCUGUCGUCAUCCUCGUUGCAAGUCAAUACUCAUGCAGCGCCAUCAUUGUCCCGACCUCAGGAAAGCCCCACCACGUCCGAUUCCCGCGCAUCACUCUGCCAGAUUUGGAGACGCUCAAGAAAGGUUUCACUACGGCAAUACGGCACACGGCUCGUAUGCGCCCAGAAGAGCCGAGGAAGAAGUUGCGAGUACUCUUGCGGAUGGUAUGGGACGAGAUCAUGUUACCGAUAGUCAACGUCCUCCAGAAUGACCUGGAAUUGCAGCCUCGGUCUCGAAUAUGGCUGUGUCCGACGGCAGCCUUCACGUCCGUCCCUCUCCAUGCAGCUAACCCCUUUCGAAUGACGGCAGAUCGCUCUGGUGGAGAGCCAUGCCUGGAGGAUCUCUACAUUUGCUCUUACACGCCCACACUUUCAGCUCUUAUCAGAGCUCGGCGAAUGAUGAAGACACAUGCGACUCCCUCCUUCGCGGCAAUUGGACAAAGUCAACCGGGCGCAGGGCAAGGCAGAGUACUCCCCGCUGUCAACGGAGAGCUGAAGCUUGUCCAUAAACUUGUUUCCCCCAAUAUCAAGUUCACCAAUAUCUCUGGUGACGAGGCUACACAGGCAGGUGCACUCGAAGCUUUGCGACGUAACACCUGGGUGCACCUCGCUUGUCAUGGCACGCAAGACCGGAAGCAACCUUACAAUUCACGUUUCGCCAUGAGAGACAAACCACUCACGCUGCUUGAAAUCAUGGAGAACAAUUCUCCGCACGCUGAAUUCGCGUUCUUAUCGGCAUGUCAUACCGCUGUCGGUGAUGAGGAGACGCCCGACGAGGUCAUUCACCUCGCAGCUGGUUUACAAUUUUCGGGGUUCAAGAGCGUUAUUGGCACGCUGUGGGGGGUCACUGAUGCUAUGGCAAAAUACACUGUGGAAGCUUUCUACGAGAAGAUGUUGGAGGAUGGUGGUAUGAUGGACUGUACGAAGGCGGCCUGGGCACUCAACCAUGCUACGAACGCCGUGAAGACGAAAGUGCCGCUAGAGCAGAGGAUGGUUUUCAUUCAUAUUGGUGUGUAGUUCUACUAUGUUAUAUUGCUUUCGUAUGGUAUAGGUUUUCGAGCUGUUGAUUUUCGAUCCUCAUUCAUCCCAGUCAC
This is a messenger RNA of Suillus subalutaceus, 3604 nucleotides long. Its product is annotated as CHAT domain-containing protein. The coding region runs from base 108 to 3527 and encodes 1139 amino acids. The record is from RefSeq and is a predicted model, not a curated record. Gene Ontology annotation, molecular function: protein binding. NCBI's taxonomy places the organism in Eukaryota, Fungi, Basidiomycota, Agaricomycetes, Boletales, Suillaceae. The transcript has 5 exons.